UUUCCGAAAAAACACAUGGCCCAUACGUAUAUAAAAACUCGUGCCGGUGCUUAGCCUUCAGUAACCGAUCAAUUACAUUCGAGUGAACGUCUCUUCUUAGUGCAUAUAGUCAAUCAUCUCCGAAGAAUCAUGUCCGACGUAAACGUUGACGUCCUACCAACACCUCGGGACAGGGAAUACGUGCAAUCGCUCUUUCAUCACGCUUGCUUCCACGGCGACCUGCUCUGGGCGAAGAAACUUCUGGAGAACAAUCCGGACAUAGACGUGAACGCGGCCGACCGCCACGGCACCGUACCCAUCUUGUACGCGGCCAACCGGGCCAACCACAGGAUCCUGCAGUUCCUCCUGGGCAACGGGGCCGAUCCGAACGUGACGUGGGGCGAUCGCCGUCGUAGCCCUCUUCACCUGAUCUGCAACAUCAGGCGGUGGUUCUUCCUGCCCCGACGUGAUUCCGAGCGCCACUGCGAGAUCGUGAAGCAGAUGGUGAAACGCGGCGGUGGCCACGUCGAUGCCCUCGACGCCAACGGGACCAGUCCGCUGUUUCACCUGUUCAAUUACGUACGGUUCAUCAACUGCAUCGAUUACGACCGAUCGUUCUCAAGCUGGAGACAGAUGCAACUGGACCUGGUGAAACUGCUGCUCUCGUUGGAGGCCGACGCCAAGAUCGUCGACAACGAGGGCCGAACCAUUUUGCACGCCUUCUUUCCGCGCUUCGCGCUCGUUCUCAACGGCUAUCGCGACGAUUCCCGGGGCGCCAAGAUCGUACAACUUCUCCUGGAUCACGGCGCGCCGGUUGACGCCGUCUGUCCCAAGAACGGCCGAACUCCCCUGCAGAUCGCCAUCAGGUCGCUCAACUAUCGCGUGGCCGAGGUGCUAGUGCGCAACGGAGCCCAACUUCCGGAUCUGCUGCAGUUCGAGAGAUCGUUUCCGCUGGCGACAUCUGGCCACGACGACGUCGUCGACAGCGACACCGUCAUCAGGACGUACUUCAUGUGCGUACGUCUGUACGGGAAGGCGAUGACGAGGCGUAAUAUAGACGACGUGCUGCAAUUCUUGGAGCGCGCCCCGACUGCGCCUAAGAACCAUUAUGGAUUCGAAGCGAUUUUGAUGUAUGGUUCCAGAAAAGCCGUCAUUGAUUAUUUCGACGAACUGUGGUUGGCGCUGGAAGAUCGACAGCUUCCCAAAGAAGAAGAUCAACUAGAAUGGAAAAAGUUGAAGAUUCCCGUCUUGAAAGCCUGGACCAUCAUGGAGUUGGGCGACUUUUUUAAGAACGAAGAAACGAAAUCUUUGUUCCGCUAUUUGGAGGAAAUAUUGUGGGGCGAGCGCUUUACUCUCGAUAUCGCAGAGAGAAUAGAAACUCGGGUGAGGCGCGAAGUCUUGCGGGCAGAGCAAACACUAUUGACGGACGGACUGACGCUGCUCGACGUCCUUAAAAGUGAUCCUGAAAUUAUACACGAAGACGAGGUGUACGAUGACAUUUGGAAUGUACUCACGAACAAGUCCGAGUUUGAAGUUAGAUUUGAAUUUACGGGUGAGGUAAUAAAAGGACACAUCGCAAAAAUGCUCCUGAGUAAAUUGCGAGCUGAUUCAAAUGGACGUGAGUGA
Molecule: messenger RNA, 1605 nt
Organism: Trichogramma pretiosum
Lineage: Eukaryota; Metazoa; Arthropoda; Insecta; Hymenoptera; Trichogrammatidae
Exons: 2
Coding region: 130-1605 (491 amino acids)
Molecular function (GO): protein binding
Source: RefSeq, a predicted model, not a curated record